AUAUAAAAAUCUCCCAUCGCCUCAUCAACCAUACCCUUUAUUAUUGGUCCUGUGGUUGUUUGCAUUUGUAUUCCAAAAAAAAGAAAAGAAAUUAAAACAGAAGGGAAAAAGAACUUCCUCCUAAGUUCUAAGAACGUCUUGUCACCCAACCAGAGAGCAGAGACGGUGCCGUUGCCCGUCGCCGGCCGACCUAAGGAGGCGCAUCUUCACUUAUGAGGUCCAUCAUGUGACGUACCACAUGGUAUGCGUUACCACCGCUACUAUGCUGAGCCUCCGGUGCAACGCCACCCAUGACCAUGAGAGCCAACUUAAGAUGAGAGAGGAUAUUUCACCUCCACUGUUAAUUCCUCUCAGAAGGGAAGAAAUUCAAGGUUCUGGAUCCGUAAUGCUGAGGAAAACCCUUCGAUUCGAGCUGAAAAUGGAUACCCACAUGCCAUUGCCAUUGUUUCGAGGCUUUGGACUGUGUUUUUUAGUAGUAGAACACUAGUAGUCCCCAAGUUUCCUACAAUCUUUUCUUUUCUUUGUUUCUUCCUCUCUCUCUCUCUCUCUCUCUCUCUCUCUCUCUCUCUCUCUCUCUCUCUCUCUCUCUUUAUCACUUUCUGUUUAGGGAUUGGGACCUUUGGGUUUUUAGUUUUCUUCGACUAAGUUUCUUAGAAAAUGGAGUACAAUCAACUGAGCGAGAACAACAGUACAAGAGGGAGUUUCAUGUAUACUACACCUGUUCUUGCACCCAAUUCUUCCAUAUAUGGAAGAACCAGUAGUAACUCUAAUGUGACCCAUCAGCAGACCCAACUUCCAGUCAACACCUUUCAUCUUCAAUCAGGAGAUUGUUAUCCUUCCGAAGCCCCUCCGGGUCCGAUCGUCAAAACCGAGGCGAGCUCCUCCCAACAAAUUCAAGAAUUUCAGUACCCAUUAGUUAGAGGUGGGCAUCAAACUAUGCAGCAUCAUCAGCAAGGAGGAGUGAAUGGAAGCUCAAACGAGGUGGACACCAUUAAGGCCAAGAUCGCUGCGCAUCCUCAGUACUCUAACCUUUUGGAAGCUUACAUGGAAUGCCAAAAGAUUGGAGCUCCACCUGAAGUAGUCGCUCGACUCACGGCGGUUCGCCGAGACUUUGAGACGCAGCAGCGAUCAACAGUCACUUGCAGGGGUGCUUCUACAGACCCUGAACUGGAUCAAUUCAUGGAAGCAUACUACGACAUGCUAGUGAAAUAUCGAGAGGAGCUAACCAGGCCUUUGCAAGAGGCUAUGGAGUUCAUGCGGAGGAUUGAAGCUCAGCUUAAUACGCUAAGUCAUGGACCCGUACGGAUCUUCUCUGCAGACAAGUAUGAGGAAGUUGGUUCAUCUGAAGAGGAACAAGAAAAUAGUGGUGGAGAAAUGGAACUCCCUGAUAUUGAUCCACGUGCUGAGGACAGGGAACUUAAGAAUCACCUGCUGAAGAAGUAUAGUGGCUACCUAAGUAGUCUCAAGCAAGAGCUUUCCAAGAAAAAGAAGAAAGGGAAACUGCCAAAAGAAGCUAGACAGAAAUUACUCAAUUGGUGGGAGCUGCACUACAAAUGGCCGUACCCAUCGGAGACAGAGAAGGUGGCUUUGGCAGAGUCAACUGGUUUAGACCAGAAACAAAUUAACAACUGGUUCAUAAACCAGCGGAAACGACACUGGAAACCUUCUGAAGAUAUGCAAUUUGUAGUUAUGGAUGGGCUACAUCCUCAGAAUGCCGCUCUUUACAUGGAAGGUCACUUUAUGAGUGAUGGCUCUUAUCGUCUUGGCCCGUGAUCAAGGAUCACAAAGUGAAGGAGUUACUCAACUCCUGUGCGAUUCACACGAGAGUACGGUGUGGGUGGUUAUUACCGUCUGGCCAUGAUUUGAUUAUAUUGCAGCAUUUUGGUCAUGGUCAGGUUCAUGCUCUUGCAUGCCAAGUAUUUGUUUAUUGUUGCCACAAUUGUUAUCAUUGCCUUGUUAAUAUUAUGUAUAUGGUAUGAGUUGACGUGAGAUGGGUAGGAUGGGUUUUCAAUGGUUCCAUUAAUUACGUUGAAUUCAAGCUUUCUGCCUGUUCAGUAACCUUUUGUCAUCGAUCGAUAUCUGAAGCUCCACCGUUCUUGCGGGAUGCUUUUAGUCUGUAUUAUGUUUAAUAUUUAUAAGCUCUUCUUAUUAAGACAUCCAGAAAGGUCGACCCAUGUAGAUAUCAUUAGCUUUCUGUUGAUGAAGGCGUAAUUUUCA
Messenger RNA from Nelumbo nucifera (sacred lotus), 2217 nucleotides. RefSeq names its product homeobox protein knotted-1-like 2. Gene Ontology annotation, biological process: regulation of DNA-templated transcription. NCBI's taxonomy places the organism in Eukaryota, Viridiplantae, Streptophyta, Magnoliopsida, Proteales, Nelumbonaceae. Gene Ontology annotation, molecular function: DNA binding; DNA-binding transcription factor activity, RNA polymerase II-specific. Gene Ontology annotation, cellular component: nucleus. The record is from RefSeq and is a predicted model, not a curated record.